Rhincodon typus (whale shark) is the source of this 378-nucleotide messenger RNA. Its product is annotated as P2X purinoceptor 3-like. The transcript has 3 exons. Bases 1 to 378 code for a protein of 125 amino acids. Gene Ontology annotation, cellular component: nuclear inner membrane. Lineage: Eukaryota; Metazoa; Chordata; Chondrichthyes; Orectolobiformes; Rhincodontidae. The record is from RefSeq and is a predicted model, not a curated record. Gene Ontology annotation, molecular function: extracellularly ATP-gated monoatomic cation channel activity.
AUGGGUUUCAUCGAGGACUUUUUCACUUACGAGACUCCGAAAUCAGUGGUUGUCAAAAGCUGGACUGUGGGCCUCAUUAACCGAAUGAUGCAGCUUCUUAUUAUCACCUACUUCAUCGGCUGGGUAUUUAUCCAUGAGAAAGCUUAUCAGACCAAGGAGACGAGAAUCGAGUCCACGGUGAUCACCAAGGUGAAAGGUUUUGGCCGUUCUCAGUUGCCGAACGGAAUUGAGAAAGUGAUGGACGUGGCUGACUAUGUGAUUCCUCCACAGGGAGGGGAUGUUUUCAGCAUCAUCACAGCUACCCAGAUUACAGAGAACCAGGUCCAGGCAACCUGUCCGGAGGUAUGGGCAAUCAGCUUGUGGGAUGUUGCUGUGUAA